Molecule: messenger RNA, 2657 nt
Organism: Ectocarpus sp. CCAP 1310/34
Lineage: Eukaryota; Phaeophyceae; Ectocarpales; Ectocarpaceae
Source: the annotation of a GenBank genome assembly
UCGAGGGCGGGGUGGCGGUCGUAUCGCGCAUGCUCGCGUCUCCCCCGAGAGGAGGGGCAGGGGGAGGAGGAGUCGGGAUCAACGUUCUUAACAAGGGGGGCGGUGUAGUUGGUGGAGGCGAAGAGGUGACGGCGGAGGGGUUUGCACGAGGCGUGCAGGAUGGCUGGAGGGUGGGGAAACGGGGCUGCGAUAACGGUUUCGUGCUGGUGGCUUCUCGAGAGGACAGAAGUUUCGCCAUUUCAGUGGGCAAGGGUCUGGAGCGGUACCUCCCUCCGAGAGACCGCAACGCGGCUCUGAACGCGAUGAAGCCGCUGCUGCGCGAGGGCGACUGGGACGGCGCCGUUCUGCUUGGGCUGGAAGAGAUCCACCGCCGCCUGUUCGAGAACCUUGCAAAGGCAGCCGGCGGCGGCGACGGCGGCGCGGGGGCUUUGUCCUCUCUUGGAUGGGGCUGGGAAGACCUGAAGCGACGGGCGUCGGGCGGGUGGGGGGGUAGCGGGGGCGGCGGUGGUAGCGGCGAUGGCGGUGGCGGUGGCGGUGGCGGUGGCGGUGGCUUCCGUGGCUUCCAUCUCGGUGGCUUCGAGAAUUCGUUUGGUGAGAACUGGAAGCUGGACGUCCCCCCUGGCUCCGUGCUGCUGGCGUUGUCGCUGCUGUGGGGAGGAGCCACCGCACGGGCCUCCCUGCAACGGAGGCGGUACGACAGAUUCGAGGCUAAGCUGGCUGGGAUCGAGGCUCAAAGAGCGAUGCUGCCGCUUUCAGCCGGCGGCGGUUGGUCGGUCGGGCAAGACGCGUUGGCGUCGCGGGGAGUGUGCCCCAUCUGCCUAGACGCCUUCUCGGAAGCGGCGGAUGGUAGCGGAGCCGACACCAAGGGGCUGGUGGGCGCGGACCGGAUGCCGGCGGCGACACUGCCUGACUGCGGGCACACCUUCUGCCAAAGGCGACUGCCUAUCCCGAUGGAACGGAGACGGAAGCGACUCGAGCAGUGGCAACCCCGAAGCCUGCCCGUGUCCUGUCUGCGAUGCCCCCACGCCGGCGGUCGGAGACCCGCGGCUCGGCCGCACGAGUAGACGCCGUCGUGCCCCCCGCCCUGGGCCCCUCCGCCUCCGCCGCCGCCGCCGCCGCCAUCGGCCUGGGGAGGAGGACGUUGGUUCCUUUGGGUUCAGGUGGCCUGGCUCGUCUUCCUCUUGGGGGGGGGGAGGGUCCCGUCGCGGUCGUGGAGGAGUAAACCUAAGUUUUUCGCCGUCGCCCCGGUCGAGCGGGUGGACUUCAGACGAACCUCGAGGAUUGCUGCCGUCACCGAUUGCGCCGCCACCGCCGCCCCCACCGCCGCCGCCGCCACCGCCGCCGCCUUCCACCCCUCCGCCACCGCCGCCGCCGCCGCCGGUACGGCCUCCAAGGGCGAGCGGAAGUCCCGGUGUGUUGAGGACGGGGAGGUUGGGCAAGACCGGCGGUGACCAGGCAAGGGAACGGGCGCGGCGGGAGGCCGCGUUUCAGCUAGCCUCGCUGGGGUCUCAGUACCCCAAGCUCUUGGACGAUCGGACCGUCAACAGGUGGCUCUCCAAGGAUUACUCCUCCAGCUGGAGCAGAGACCCAAUGCUCGCGCUGAACCGCCCCCCGGAUACCGGCUCUGACAACAGCCGUGUUGGGGGCGGCGGCGCUAGGAAAGGAAGCGGGUGGGUCACCAACGGCUCUAGGGGGCUCGGUGGCGGGGAGAGGCGGUCAUACGGCGGCGGCUCUUCGUCCUCCGCUACAGGAGGAGGGUGGUAGAAAACUGUGGUAUAAUAGAGGUGACGCGUUCGGCAGCAGUAGUUGGGCGGACAUUUUUUUUGGCGAUGGCGCCUGCGGCUCAACUGUACUCUUCCGUCUCGGUGACAAUAAAUUUGUGAUGAGAGAUAACGCGUACAUUAGUAGUUGGGUGGACAAAUUUAGUAACCAUGGUACCGGCGGCGGCUUGUUUGAACUCUUGCGUCUCGGCGACAUACCGCCGUGUGUCUUCGGCUGUUGUUGUUACCCAUGAGAAGCGUUGGGUAGGUCAUGCGGCGGGAUUCUUGCGUGAAUUGACCCACCGUUCGCGAGGCCAACUGUCGUCGGCGAAGGUGUUUGUUGUUGUUGAGGAAGCUAUUAAUAGCUGCGUUGCAGCUCUCUUCACAGCAGUAGUGGCGUUCAUAUUGUUGUCGCACGCCGACGCCUCUACCAGAAACCCGUGAAGAGAGGGUUGCAAGCAACGCUUCGCGAAUCCUGCGCGCCGACUUCGUUGAACGAUGGGCCUAGCGGUUGUGGCAGGCGGCGGUCUAGCUUUCCGGUCAGCUCGGUUUGCUUCGUGUACAUAUUUCGAGACAUAAUCAGGUUCCGUGGGAUGGGUUGAUGGAGGGUCGCUGAAGCAGUGGCGCGAACACGACCAUGCGGUGUUGUACAUACAUAAUUUGUCGAUACGGAGUACAUACGUAAGCAGGUACAUAGCGGAUUUUGAUGGCAGUAGAUCAUUCCCUGUUAGUGGCUGCAAUCAGGUGUGUGCGUGUAACGUAUGAUCCGGGAAACUACUUCCUGCGCUUGUGUGUUUUCGUGGCAGUUUCUCCUACAGUAACGUCAAACUGGCGCUUAGAAAUACACUUUUUUUUGCCUUGGAGAGCGGUGUGCGCUUCUGCCGCAGCAAACAACAC